UAAUCGAACCUAACCUAUAUAUUAAUUUCAAAGUGUAAACACUCAUCCUCUAAAUUUUCUUGAUUUUUUUUAAUAACAGCUAAUUAAGUAAAGUACCGGUAACUAUAUAAUUAAAGAAUGGAAAUUUUCUAUUUACGGUAUUGAAGUCAGUUGUGUGUAGAGCAUAAGUUAAUUAGGUCAUAGAAAUCACCAAUUUGAAAAGCAAAGAUGCAUAAAAGAUCUAAACUUUAUACCACCAAUUUCUUUUCAAAGGAGGCCGAAAAAGUAGGCAUAAGUUUCCCUUUACUCUUCCUUGCAACGACCUCACUAGUGGUCACUUACUUCACUCUCAAAGACUUGGAAUGGGAGGACCGAAUCUCCAACCAAAGAGGGCUCUGUCUCUUUGGCUCUGGCCUCUUGUUCUUCCCCUCACUCUUUGUCGCCUUAAAAAACCUUUUGGGUCAUACGCACUGGGGCAGGAAACUGAUGAGGGCGCGUCGAUUAAAAUAUAGCGAUGUUUUCGAUAUAUGCAAUAAAUUAGUGUCGGCUGUUCAAGCAUUGUUUUGCUGCAUUUCAGGGCUUAUUUCCGUGCAAUAUUCUUGCACAAGAAAUAUAUUAAGAACUUCGCAUUAUGCAACUGAGUCGUAUGCAUGGUUUGGUGCAGCUUACUUUUUUUAUGAUAUUUGGUCGAUGUAUAAGGUGUGGAGCGUUAAGAAAUCUCAGGCGAAACUAGAUGGUAUGGCUAAUCAAGUGAUCUUAAAAUUCAUGAAAAUGGUCGCAUACAUUUCCGAUAACUUCGUUAUGAUUUUUCAUCAUAUAUUUAUUGGUUGUUUUGGGUUUUUAGUGAUUACCUAUCUCAGGGGUGGACUAGGUGACUGUUUUUUCGGGUACAUCUUUCUAAUGGAAGCCAGCACUCCUUUUGUAUCUUUAAGGGGCAUUUUAUCAAAGAUGGGCCUUAAAGACUCUAAAUGGUACAUUGCAAAUGGGCUUUCGAUGCUCUUUACAUUCUUUGUAUUUCGAGUGGCAAUGUUUCCGUAUGUGAUAAACUUGUUCGCGCAAUCCAUACAUACUGACUUUUUAACGGCCAUUACCAAACUGCCAAAAAACUGCAAAAUAAGCAUCGCUUUACUUAUGUUCCCGCAACUGUACUGGUUCGGACUGAUGCUUAAAGGAGCCACGAAAAUCCUCUUCAUCAAAGAAAAACCUGAAAAAGUCGCCAACAAUAACAAUUUACGAAAGAAAGUACGCUAAAAAGACCAGAACGACUGUGCAACGAAGAUAAAAAGAAGAAACGUGAGUCUCGAUCUGUAGUUGUGAAAGUUAGAGUUUAGGAAGAGGCUGUGAUUAUUAUUUCUAUUUAUUAAUGAGAACGAGAAAGAUGGUAGAAUUUGAGUUACUUAAAAAUGGCUUUUGGCUUAAGAUAUGUGGGCUUGUCAUUAUUUCUUUCAUAUUGAAAAAUAUUUUAGUAGUUGAACAAUUUUCCAGGGUGUUUAUAAUAAAUAUAUUAUUUCUAUAAAACCGUAAUGGGAAAAAGUAACACUAUUAGAAAAUUUAUACAAUUUAGGCAUUUUUGCUCCAAUUUUACUUCCUAAAUGUGUGCAGCUUUAAUUACCAAUUCGGCCAGCACCGUUUUUAAUUAUAAAUUAGAUCAGCACGAAUUUCCAGUCUUUACCAUGUAUACAAUUUAAAAUUAUUAACGUUGUGUGUUCAAAUAAUUAUUAACAAACUAUUUAUAUGUGAAAAUAUAUAAUAUAUUUUAGUAAAUGUGUGUAUAAACAGAGUGUUUAAAUAAUUAGGUAAAUUCAAGUAAGCUUUUAUGUGCAUUUAAUUUUGUCUUCCCUGUAGAAGCAAUUAUUUCAAUUUUGCGUAAGACAUGAAUAAUCUUUUUCUUCCCUGAAUAGAUAUGUAUACAAGGUGUCCCAAACUUUUUUGUAAGGUUAAAAAACUUAUUUUUUAUGAGAUUAUAGAAGUCGCUUACGUGGAUGUUUAAAUAAAUAAGUAGUAAAUGUAUAUGUGGCAAUUCGUUUACCGGCGUAAGUACAGGACCCCAUAAGAAAAUUCAUUUUUUAAAAUGUUUAAUAAAAAAAAAUCACUUGGAUUGUUUUGAAUUGGUUAAUAAUAUGGCAAGUAUAUGGGAUUUUUUGUUAAAAAAAACAAUCGGGCAGUUUUCUCUGAUGACCGAACCCAAUGAAUUUAUUUUUCUGUCGGAUAUUGUUCAUAAAUUGACGUGUAGGGUCACUAGACCAGUAAAUGAGCAAAUAAGAAAAGUUUUGAGAGGACCUGUAAAUCAGUUAAACAUUUACUUAAGUACUAUUUUUAAAGUCUCGACAAUUUUCUCUUAUUAUGAACAACAAGAGAUACGUUACCCUUUAUAUUUUUUAAAAUUUUGCCGAUUUUUAUAACAAAUGCCCAAAAUCCCAGUAAAUGAACGAACUCCUCCAAUAAAUAAAACUAUAAGACUAGUAAAUGAAGAUAAUGUUUAUUUUUAAUAAGGUUUUUUUUUAAUUUUCAAAUAUUUAAAUUAUAUAUACUGCCUUUGGAUGAUAUUGGCUCUGAAUUUUUUUCUAAAACAAAUUUUCUCUUAUACCAAAUUUGGUUCACAUUUUUGGGCCAUCUCCAAAUUUGGUUUUAUGUCUUCCAUAACGCUGAUCUCAUAUUCUUGGGCACCCUGAUCUAUAUUUUUUAUUAAACCUGGAUACCUCUUCUUUUGGUAACUUAUAACCACGAGUCUCCAAUAUUAAAAGCUGCAAAUGUGAAUACAUUAUAUGAUUAAAAUAUAUUUUCCAUGUAUCUAUAUGAUAUAAGACCAGACACAUUAUUUAUUUACUUACUUUUACUGCUUUUUUUGUCAGGCUUCUUCGUUUCCACGUCUAUUUCUUUUUUAACAACUAAAAGCACAUAAAUAUCAACAUUAUAAUUUCUUUAAUCCAUUUUUUUAUAAUUACUAAACUCACCUUUUUUUAUUUUCUCGAACUCCAUCAAUAAACUUUUCUGAUUCCCCUUCUUUAACAGCCAAUUUUACCUUCUUGUUCUGUUUUCCGACUAACUUUUUAUUUUCAUCAUCAACAUCCUGGAUCUUGGUCACUUCCACAUCAUUUUGUUUUUCUUUAACUAAAAGCAUAAUACAUUAAAUUUCUUUUUAUUCUAAAUUCUUAGUAGGUAGAGUUAAAAUUACCUUGAUUUUCUCGAACUCAGUUUAUGAACUUUUUUGAAUCUUCUGUUUUUUCUGGUCCCCCUUCUUUAACAACUCUUUUAAGCUUCUUAGCUUAUUUCUUAGUUUCAGCUGACGUUUUCUUUAAAGCCGUUUCCAGUUUUCUUUUCUUUAUUAUAUUCUCUUUAUCUAUUCUUUUUUUUUCUUGUUCAGAAUGAUGUUUCACCCACUUAUCGGAUGUUAUUGCGUAGGGCAUUUGAACACGUUGGCUUCUCUUUUUUGAUACACCCUCUUGCUUUGGCCAGUGAAGAUGAUUUUCCCAAACUUUAUCUAAACUUUUAUUUCCUGGAUUAAUGACAAUAUUGGAUAAUAUUUUAAUCUUCGAUUCGCUGCAAGGGAGAGUUUUGGCUGGAAAGUUGGAGGCUCAUAUAAAACUCCGUCAAUUUCAAGGGGCAAGUCGUUUAAAAAGGGAUCUGUAAAUAUAUCGCUCUCAGACUCGCUAAAUAACUGGUCAACAUUAUCGCUACUGUCAUUAAAACUUGUUGAGUCACCUGCGUUUUUUUCGCAAAAUUUUUUUAAAGAAUCUACACUGUUGGACAAAUUUGUAUAUUAUUGACCUUUAAAUAAUGGUCCAAUACUUUCAUGGAACAUUUAUAGUCUUCUAUUGAUAAUUCGGUACUGGAUCUUUUCUGAAAGAUUUCAUUACGCCGGGUCGAAAUACACUUUGAAUAAUCAACUGAGUCAGGGCUUAAUGGAUAAAGGCCACAAAUUCUGAAUCCAUUUAUAUAUUGAAUACCAGUUAUAUGGUUUCUGGUUUAGAAGCCUUAUCAAAAGCUUCUUUAAAGAGGAUGCUAAAGUUGUGCCGAGUAAUUGGUGUACAACUCUUUUGUUUAUGAAGUCGGCACACAGAUUUCCAUUCAACUUUUAGGGGUCUAAAUAUACUGACAUCACAAGGUUGUAGUAUGUGUGUCGGGUUCGGGUAUAAACAAUAAAGGAUGAUUCUGUGUUCCACACAGAAUUCAUACAGGUCCAAAUUAUAGUGGGACUUCCAUGUCCAUCUAUGAAAAGAAUUGCUGGAAAUAUAACGCUAUUUUCCAAAAGCCAGGGAUAAAAUAUAUUCGCAAUAUAUUAAAAAAACGUUGCACUGGUCAUCCACCCAGAAUCGGACCUUCCAAUGGCCCAACCUUUUGGCACUUUUGAAUUCUUUUGUAUGGGAAAACAAUCAUUGGUGGGCCUGCCACACCAUUAGCAGCAUAGUUGCACAGCACUGUAAUUGACUCUUUUUCGUUUCCGCCUGCAAUCUCGUAAAGGUUUUUAAACUUUUUGGAGCGCCCUAGAACCAAACCUGACUUCAUACACGUUCUUAUAAUGCGGGCUGGAUCAGACAUGUCUAAUACAUUUUUGUCGGUUAAGUACUGGAUAAGUUCUAAAAACCAUUGCCUUAUACCAUCCUCAGUAACCGCAGCACGAGUUUUGGAAAUAAUCUCUGUAUUUCUUUUUGAAAUUUGUGGGUGCCUCUGAAGAAAAAGCUUUAACCAUUUAUCUCCUGGUCUAUCAUCAUUAAAAUUAUUUGGUCAACCUCAUUGGGAUGCAUCGGAAAUCCCAAUUUGGCUUUUGACAAAAUCCAAUUAACUAAGUUUCCUCAUGAGCGCUCAAGACUGUAGAGGAGCCCAUUUUUCGAAUAUGUCGCACCUUUCCCGUUAAUUUGUUAUGUAAAGUGGACUUCGGUAUGCCAUAUUUAGAAGAAGCUUUAUUUAAUGAAAUAGUUGCAGCUUGAAUUUCACUAAUUGCUGCAUCCAAAGCUUCCUCCGUGUAUUUAAAACGUGAAUAUUUUGGAGCCAUCUGAAAAAUAAUUGUCGUCCAAUAAAUGAACACCAGUAAAUGAACGUUUUCUAUUAACGUUCAUUUACUGGUUUGACUGCAUUUGGGUAUAAAUGCUAUUAUUCAAGUUAGUUCAGUUCUAUGUAAGAUAUGUUUAAGGUUGAAAUUCGCAUAAAAAAUUAUUUUAAGUAAAAUCCAGUAAAUGAACACACUGUUCAUUUACUAUAUUUUAAAAAAAAUUUAAACCAGUAAUUGAACAUGCAGGAAUUAUUCAAUACUAGAAAAGUAUUAGGUAUAAACUUAUUUUAAAGAAAACAAUUAUGCGUGUAUUAACCUAUAAAGUGCAUUUCUUUUACUUAUUUCAUAAAAUAUAAUAGCUAUGAAGCCUAGAAAAAAACAUGUGCUUACCUUAAUAUUAUAAAAUAGAGACACAAAAUGGUCAUAUUGUUAUCCCAGCUCCUUCUACCCUUACCUCACCUCCCAGGAAGGAAGAAACGAAGUGGAACCUGGGUGACUGGUUUCUCCUGACAUAAGUCAUCAAUUUCUCAACGGUUUUUGAACAGUUCCUACUUGAUUUUGUACCUAAAUUUCCAAAUAUUUCGUUCGUUUCUGCUGUAUUGUUACCCCAGCUCUAUCUACCCUUGCCCCAGCUCCCAGGAAGAAAGAAACGAAGUGGAACCUGUGUGACUGGUUUCUCCUGACAUAAAUCUUCAAUUUCUCAACGGUUUUCGGACAGUUCCAACUUGAUUUUGUGUCUAAAUUUCUAAAUAUCUCGUUCGUUUCUGCUGUAUUGCUACCCCAGCUCCUUCUACCCUUGCCUUACCUCCCAGGAAGGAAGAAACGAAGUGAAACCUGGAUGACUGGUUUCUCCUGAGAUAAAUCUUCAAUUUCUCAAUGGUUUUCGGACAGUUCCAACUUGUUUUUGUGUCUAAAUUUCCAAAUAUUUCGUUCGUUUCUGCUGUAUUGUUACGCCAGCUCAAUCUACUCUUACCUCACCUCCCAGGAAGGAAGAAACGAAGUGGAACCUGGGUGACUGGUUUCUCCUGACAUAAGUCAUCAAUUUCUUAACGGUUUCCGGACAGUUCCAACUUGAUUUUGUGCCUAAAUUUCCAAAUAUAUCGUUCGUUUCUGCUGUAUUGUUACCCCAGCUCCUUCUAUUCUUGCCCUAGCUACCAAGAAGGAAGAAAUGAAGUGGAACCUGGGUGACUACUUUCUCCUGACAUAAAUCAUCAAUUUCUCAACGGUUUUCGGACAGUUCCCACUUGAUUUUGUGCCUAAAUUUCCAAAUAUUUCGUUCGUUUCUGCUGUAUUGUUACCCCAGCUCCAUCUACCCUUGUUCCAGCUAACAGGAAGGAAGCAUACGAAGUGGAACUUGGUUGACUGGUUUCUCCUGACAUAAAUCACAAUUUUUCAACGGUUUUCGGACCGUUACAACUUGAUUUAGUGCCUAAAUUUCCAAAUAUUUCGUUCGUUUCUGCUGUAUUGUUACCCCAGCUCCAUCUACCCUUGCCCCAGCUCCCAGGAAGGAAGCAUACGAAAUGGAACCUGGGUCACUGGAUUCUUUUGACAUAAAUCAUUAAUUUCUCAACGGUUUUCGGACAGUUCCCACUCGAUUUUGUGUCUAAAUUUCCAAAUAUCUCGUCCGUUUCUGCUGUAUUGUUACCCCAGCUCAAUCUACCCUUACCUCGCCUCCCAGGAAGGAAGAAACGAAGUGGAACCUAGGUAACUGGUUUCUCCUGACAUAAAUCUUCAACUUCUCAAUGGUUUUCGGACGGUUCCAACUUGAUUUUGUGUCUAAAUUUCCAAAUAUUUCGUUCGUUUCUGCUGUAUUGUUACCCCAGCUCAAUCUACCCUUACCUCACCUCCCAGGAAUGAAGAAACAAAGUGGAACCUGGGUGACUGGUUUCUCCUGACAUAAAUCUUCAAUUUCUCAACAAUUUUCGAACAAUUCCAACUUGUUUUUCUGUCUAAAUUUCCAAAUAUCACGUUCGUUUCUGCUGUACUGCUACCUCAACUCCUUCUCCCCUUACCGCACCUCCCAAUAAGGCCACAAACAAAGUGGAACCUGAGUCACUGGAUUCUCUUGACUACUUCAAACCAUUCCAACUAAACUUCCAUAAAAAAACUCCUUCUACCAUUACUCCCAAGAAGGAAACAAGCCAAGAACCAUCUCGACCUGAGGCCAUAUUGACUUCAGAUGGGCAUGGGGAUGUUCGCGGUGACACAGUCGCUUGUUUUAAACUGUUUUGCCUAUGCCUAAUGGAGGCUAGUGAACGAACGCUAUAAAGAAGAUGUGUGCGCAACGUGUUAGAAAGAGAUAAUAGAGCUUUUCCAUCGAAUAUUCUUAUUUUUCAAGAAAUUAAACUCACUGUUCAUUUAUUGGGUGCUGUUCAUUCACUGGUUAAGCGACCCUAGUCAGGAUUAUUAUAAUAAUUUUUUUAUAAAGUAUAACUAUAUACGUAAAGUAUCCCCAAAAAAGGAAACCCACUAGAGUAAUGGGACGGCCUUUUGCAUGAAACACGAAUCACCUAUUUAGGUUACAGUCGUACGAGUUUUACAGAUAUGGGGCUAAAGAAUGUCUUGGUAUUGUGAUGUAGCAUCGCAAGUGGUUCAGCAUCGAUUUUCUUCAAAGAUAAAAAGUUUAAUCAUUCCCAACAUAGCGAUUAAGUCCAAAACUACAAAUUUCAAAGAAGAGUGUUGUUUUCCAUCUAAGAUCAUUGGUAUCUCCGACACACAACGAACAAUGCAAUUUCUUAUGGACCGACCUGUAUUAUUUUUUAAAGAUGUCCCAAAUUGACAACUAACAUUAAUGUUGCUUGUCAAUCAAUUUCUAGUAAAAAUAUUUAAAUUAUUUUUGGUCUAUAACUGAGUUUUAUUCUAAUCUUCUAUAGUUGUAACUCUAAAUUUAUUUUAUUAUUAAUGUAUGCUCGUCGAAACAAAUAUAUAUUAUCUUUAUGGUCGCAUUCUAAUGUAUAGCCCAAAUACUAUAUGUAAAAUAUUUGUUUUGCUAUAAGUAAUAAUAAGUUACCGUUUCCGGAUUUGUAAAUCAUGAAAAUAAUGGACAAUUUGUGUCUUAUUUAGUAUAUACAUCAUAUGGAUCAAAUUUAAUUUGGUCAAUAUCCAACUAAAACUCUCAUUUUACCCUUUCACUUUAACUUUUGAAUUUUGGUUUGUGACAAAACGCUUGAAUCAUUGUUUCAAAAGUAAAUAAGGAAUUGGGUAUGCAUACGGGAAAAUUGCACGCAAAAAAAUUGUUUGUUAUAAAAUCAAACAAAAGCUUUACACUUCAGCCCUUAAUACUAGUUGAAUACCAGUUAUAUUCUGCUCGAAGUUGUCAAACGAAGUUGGACGUGAUAAUUUGCGAUUGGGGUUUUUAUAUAUCAUCCAGUGUAAAUUGUUUACUAAGAAAUGCAAAAAUGUUUUCGGGUUAGCUUGGGUUUUUGGACUAGUUUUACGUUUGGGUAGUUGGAAGUCCUUUAAACCCAUUAUUUGCACGCUUAUUCGGUAGAUGUACACUCUACACCCGCAACAUCCUCCGAAAGGGACUAACAUUUUAUAAACACUCGUAUAUUUCCAAGAAAAAUUCAAUUUUAGGCGUUAUAUGUUAUAUUUCGAUCAACACUAAAUUCUCUAACGGACUGUAAAAAAAACUUUUAAAUAUUUUUACCAGUUUUAACAAAUUUUAAUGUAAUUUGUUACAAAUGCAUAAAAUAUGAAUGUACGAUAGAGAUUAUAGUUUAUUUGUCGCCCUUGUAGGUAGAGCUACAAAAUGUACUUAAAAUUGAUUUACUUUGGUAAUAAUUUAUAAUAUUUUAGAUAUUGAAUAUUUUUAUUGUGAAUGAUUUUAAUGCCCACUAAAAAGGCCAGUGGUUGAAUCGUUAAACAGAACUUAAAUGUGGGGCAUCUUGUUUGUUUACUGUAUUUUUUUCGCUAGCUGUAAGACUGUAUGUUGUUUCUUGUGUAUUUAUGUAAAUGUGGUCAAUAAAUCGAAUAUAUUCUCGA
Molecule: messenger RNA, 8953 nt
Organism: Anthonomus grandis grandis
Lineage: Eukaryota; Metazoa; Arthropoda; Insecta; Coleoptera; Curculionidae
Product: TLC domain-containing protein 3A
Exons: 7
Coding region: 208-1230 (340 amino acids)
Biological process (GO): lipid homeostasis
Cellular component (GO): membrane; endoplasmic reticulum
Source: RefSeq, a predicted model, not a curated record